GGCCUGCCCGGGAUCGUCGUCCCAGGCCGGGGACCAGAGACUCGCCGCAUGGCCACCAUGUCGUUCCACCGCCGCCCGCGCCACCACACGUACGACUACAACUACAAGGUGGGCGAGAGCAGCUACCAGGACAUGCUGGCCUACCUGGACCGCAAGGAGGGCCGCCGAGCCGCCAGUCCGCCGCCGGGCAAGAAGACGUUCGCCGAGAGAUUCGCCGAGAAGCCCAUCUACGGCGAGCUGGGUCCGCUACAGUUCGGCGAGGCGACGCUGGCGCCGGCGCCGCUCCGCCCCAGGAUUGCCAGCUCGGAAAUGCUGCACGACGUAAAGAAUCUCAUCAUGAUUCAGGCCGGAUCUCUGUAA
Pollicipes pollicipes is the source of this 360-nucleotide messenger RNA. RefSeq lists its product as uncharacterized. The record is from RefSeq and is a predicted model, not a curated record. The transcript has 3 exons. Bases 49 to 360 code for a protein of 103 amino acids. NCBI's taxonomy places the organism in Eukaryota, Metazoa, Arthropoda, Thecostraca, Pollicipedomorpha, Pollicipedidae.